AUGGGUUGUCGACGCUCCCACGGCGAUCUUGACAAGCCCCAUCCGGUUACUGUCGACGACAAACCAAAAUCGACAUUUGGUUCUGGAACGGAUCGUGUCCCACAACUGAAAGAGACGACAGUGGCGACGAUGGUCGAUGACGGAUCGGCUCAAGACGAGUCAGUGAGCGGUGGUCCAGGACAAGGUCUACCAGCCACCUCGCAGCCUCAGGCCACACGUCCGCACAGCCCUCUACCCUCACCUUCACAUGGACAUCCCGAUCCACUUAUGCCAGUUGCCGAGAACUGGUGCCAUACUCAGGUGAAAGUCGUCAAAUUCAACUACAUGUGGACGAUUAACAAUUUUUCGUUUUGUCGAGAAGAAAUGGGAGAGGUGCUCAAGUCGUCGACGUUUUCCGCUGGUGCAAGCGACAAGCUGAAAUGGUGUUUGCGGAUAAAUCCAAAAGGAUUAGACGAGGAAUCAAGAGACUAUCUCUCGCUUUAUCUCUUACUCGUACAAUGUGCAAAGAGUGAAGUGCGUGCCAAAUUCAAAUUCUCUAUACUGAACGCAAAACGAGAGGAAACCAAGGCCAUGGAAUCUCAACGAGCAUAUCGAUUCGUGCAAGGCAAAGACUGGGGAUUCAAGAAGUUCAUUCGGAGGGAUUUCCUGCUUGAUGAGUCCAACGGCCUGUUGCCAGAUGAUCGACUGAGUAUAUUUUGUGAAGUGUCGGUGGUUGCUGAGACAGUCAACGUCACUGGACAAACAAGUGCUCAACAAUUUAAGGUUCCUCCCUGUCGGUUGUCUGAAGAUCUUUCGGCUCUUUUCGAGAGCAAACAGUUCAGUGAUUGUACGUUGGUGGCGACCUGUAAAUCGAAUGGGCCCCAAACGUUCCAUGUACAUAAGGCGAUCCUGGCGGCGCGAUCGCGUGUUUUCCAUGCGAUGUUCGAGCACAACAUGACGGAAUCGGAGCGGAAUGAGGUCGCGAUCGACGAUGUCGAACCCGAU
This is a messenger RNA of Ostertagia ostertagi, 984 nucleotides long. Lineage: Eukaryota; Metazoa; Nematoda; Chromadorea; Rhabditida; Trichostrongylidae. The record is from the annotation of a GenBank genome assembly.